Molecule: messenger RNA, 1623 nt
Organism: Laccaria bicolor S238N-H82
Lineage: Eukaryota; Fungi; Basidiomycota; Agaricomycetes; Agaricales; Hydnangiaceae
Gene: lcc8
Product: laccase, multicopper oxidase, benzenediol:oxygen oxidorectuctase
Exons: 11
Coding region: 1-1623 (540 amino acids)
Molecular function (GO): oxidoreductase activity; copper ion binding
Source: RefSeq, a predicted model, not a curated record
AUGGUUCUCGUGCGCAAGCGGCUUCUAACGCUCCUUUUUGCGGUUGCGGCUUCUACUGGCUAUGGGUACACUGACUUGAGGAUCGUCAAUAGGGUCAUCAGUCCAGAUGGGUUCAACCGCUCGGCGGUAUUGGCAGGUGGUACGUUCCCUGGGUCUCUUAUUCAAGGACAGAAGAAUGGCCGGUUUCAAAUUAAUGUCAGAGAUGAGCUGACGGACAACAGCAUGGUCCGGAGCACAAGCAUUCAUUGGCAUGGGAUACUCCAAAAAACGACCAACUGGGCCGAUGGGACGGCUUUUGUCACUCAGUGCCCUAUUACGCCCAACAACUCUUUUUUGUAUGACUUCCAAGCUCAAAACCAGGCGGGGACCUUCUGGUAUCACUCACAUCUAUCUACGCAGUACUGUGACGGCCUCCGUGGGCCUCUGGUGAUAUAUGACCCUAAUGAUCCGCAUCGUUCCUUGUACGACGUCGACAAUGAAUCGACUAUAAUCACUUUAGCGGACUGGUACCACGCCCCCGCACCUUCGGGUGCAGGAGAAUGCCCGCCCCCUACCUCCGCCACAACACUCAUCAAUGGCAAGGGGCGGUAUCCAUCUGGCCCUCGAGUUCCCCUGUCUGUAAUCAACGUACAACGCGGAAAACGCUACCGGUUCCGUAUUAUAGCGAUGGCGUGUGAUCCGAACUUCACAUUCUCCAUCGACGGCCACCAGUUCGUCGUGAUCGAAGCAGACGGAGAUAAUACCCAACCUUUGUUGGUGGACGAACUUCAGGUGUUUCCGGGACAGCGGUACUCCGUGGUCCUUACGGCAAAUAAACCUGUUGCGAAUUACUGGAUUCGUGCACUGCCGAAUAGAGGUGUUGCAGGGUUUGAAGGCGGCGUCAACUCUGCCAUAUUGCGCUAUGCUGGAGCGCCCACGAACGCGGAUAAAUCUACACAAACAAAUAGUACUCGGCCACUUCAGGAAACAGAUUUGCAUCCACUCUCUAAUCCCGCCGCACCUGGUCCGCCGACUCGGGCUGGCAAGGAUGUGGUGGCAUUGAACUUAGUCCCGGCAUGGGAUGCUGCCAUUGGCAAAUUUACAGUGAAUGGUGCGCCCUGGAUCACCCCCACAGUGCCUGUAAUGUUGCAGAUUUUGAGUGGAGCGCGGACUGCCAAGGACCUCUUGCCUUCGGGUUCGGUGUACCCCCUUCCGAAGAAUAGGGUUAUUGAGAUUUCAAUGCCCGGGUUGGAUCUUGGCGGGCCACAUCCGUUCCAUUUGCAUGGUCAUUCUUUUUCCGUCGUACGGAGUGCAGGAAGUUCUGUGUACAACUAUGCUAAUCCGUUGCGUCGGGACACUGUUAGCACUGGCCUGGCCUCUGCGGGGGAUAACGUUACGAUCCGCUUCACCACCGAUAAUUCGGGCCCAUGGAUCUUGCACUGUCACAUUGAUUGGCACUUGGACCUCGGAUUAGCAGUCGUUCUUGCCGAAGAUACCCCUGGGACACCUAUAUUGGAUCCCGUUCCUGAGGCCUGGAAAAAUUUGUGCCCUGCGUAUGGCGCAGGCGAUCCUCUUGACAAACCCCCUCCAGAGUCCCCUAAUCCUUGCUUACCCACCAGAAAUCUUCCACACGACGCGAAAUGA